Messenger RNA from Heterostelium album PN500, 507 nucleotides. RefSeq lists its product as uncharacterized. Gene Ontology annotation, cellular component: nucleus. Gene Ontology annotation, molecular function: RNA binding; translation initiation factor activity. Lineage: Eukaryota; Evosea; Eumycetozoa; Acytosteliales; Acytosteliaceae. The record is from RefSeq and is a predicted model, not a curated record. Bases 1 to 507 code for a protein of 168 amino acids. The transcript has 2 exons. Gene Ontology annotation, biological process: translational initiation.
AUGAGUCACGCUCGUAAGCAUGUCACAAUAACAGCAUUGAACUCUGAAAUUCUACCGGACGAAGGUCAAUCGAUCGUAAAGAUCAUCGGACUCAGAGGUGGUAAUAUCACAGACGUUCAGUAUGCCAACGGUUCCACUGUACUCGCUAUGAUACCCUCGAAAUUCAAGGGAAAGCUCUGGAUCAAAAAGGGUGCAUACGCUAUCAUCGAGAAAGAGGAUGAAACCACAAAGAAGAUUCGUACAUCUAUCGUACAUCUUUUGACACCCGACAAUGUUAAAUACAUAAAGAAAUCAAAUGAAUGGCCAAUUGAAUUUACAGAAGAACCUAAUGAUCGUAAUCAAAUCAAUAUGAAUCAAAUGAAUGAUGACAGUGAUAGCGAUGGUGGAUUAGAUGAUCUUGGUUUUACAAAUAGAAAUCAUAGAGGUGUACAAGAUAGUGAUACUGAUGACGAUGAAGAAGAAGAAGAAGAUGAUGAUGAAGAUGAAGAGGAAGAAGAUACUGACUGA